Linum tenue is the source of this 1320-nucleotide messenger RNA. NCBI's taxonomy places the organism in Eukaryota, Viridiplantae, Streptophyta, Magnoliopsida, Malpighiales, Linaceae. The record is from the annotation of a GenBank genome assembly.
ACUCACAGUUUGGGUCCCCUGAAGAUAAACCAGAAAAAAGAAAAGAGGAAAAGUCAGGAAGAAGAAGAUGAGGCAUUUCGUGCUCGUCCACGGCGCGUGCCACGGAGCGUGGUGCUGGUACAAGGUGAUCGCGGAGCUCAAGCAAGCCGGCCACAAGGUCACCGCCCUCGACCUGACGGCCUGUGGGAUCGACCGGCGGCAGGUGGAAGAUGUGCAUGGUUCCGUCGUCGAAUACUCCAAGCCGCUGCUCACCUUCAUGGCCUCUCUGCCGGCGGCCGGUAGUGACGAUGAGAAGGUGAUUCUGGUGGGGCAUAGCAUGGCCGGUUCCAGCUUGUGCAUGGCCAUGGAGAGGUUCCCGGAGAAAAUCUCUGUUGCUGCCUUUCUUGCUGCCGGAAUGCUGGGGCCUGAUUUGACAUCGCAAAUGGUGGAUGAGAAGUUUGUUGAAUUGUCGCCGACGGCGGACACAAUGGAUUCCCAAGUGAUAUAUGGGGAUGGCCCAGAUAAACCUCCAACAGGCUUUUUGCUCGGCCCCAAGCACAUGGAGACGCAUCUCUACCGCUGCUCUCCCCGCCAGGUAAAAGUUACCGGCCGGCCGGCCGGCCACCACAGUUACAGGCAUAUCGAUGUUGACCUGUGCGUCCAUAUAUUAUACGCAGGAUCUGGAGCUGGGAAUAACGUUGGUGAGGCCAUGUCCGAUCUGGGACGCAGAAGAAGCUGCGAGAGACACGGUGCUGACCAACGACAGGUACGGAACCGUUGCCAGGGCGUACGUCGUGUGCGACGAGGAAAAAGACGGCGCUUUCCAGUGGUGGCUCAUUGAGAACAACCCUCCGGACGAACACGUCGUGAUUCCUGGUUCCGACCACAUGGUCAUGUUUUCCCAACCAAGUCUCCUGUCUGAAUAUCUCCUCCAACUUGCCGCCAAGUACAUUUGAUCACAAACAUAUGAUCACCAUGUUGUUCAGGAUUCAAUCUUGAAGGAAAUUUGAUAUUUGAAGCGGAUCCAAUUCAUUCAUGGAUCAUGGUAUUGAUUAUGAUGUGAACUUUCUUCCCCAGCGCUGUCACAACUCAACAUAUGCAUCCUAGCCUAAAAACAGAAUCAUUGAGUUAUACUGGUUGGUUUCGUACCGCCACAUAUGUAACAUGUAUGAGCCAUUAGAUGUAACAAAACGCGAAUUCGAAGACCCUUAGGACGGACAACAUCUAUACGAGAUAAAAUCACGGAGACUUUCAUUCACUGGUAACUGGUAAGGCUUCUAGUGAAGAAGUACAAACAUCAGUACGUAUUCAUUCAAUUAUGAAUUGGAUGUGAAGAGUGGG